GAAUCAUGGUUAUGCUGAAGAUUUCAUCUUUCCUUGCUGUCUAUGCCUUGGUUGUGUGCCAGAUGGACAGCUUCCAGGCAGCCCCAGUCAGACCUGGCUUGGAGUCCGUAACAGACCGAGUGACGCUAAGUGAUUACGAAGCUCGGAGAUUAUUAAAUGCCCUGGUGAAAGAGUUCAUACAGAUGACGGCAGAAGAGCUGGAGCAAGCCUCUGAGGGGAAUAGCCUGGAUAGACCAAUUUCCAAGCGCUGUGCCAGUCUGAGUACUUGUGUGCUGGGCAAACUGUCUCAAGAAUUGCACAAAUUGCAAACUUACCCUCGCACUGACGUCGGGGCUGGAACUCCUGGCAAGAAACGGAGUGUGCUGAGUGACCCGGACCAUGACCGCUAUGCAAACUAUGGGGAUGCCCUGGGAGACAACUAGACGUGCUUAAUUCUGCCCUCUCCCUUUUUUAACUCGAUGCAUGUGGAUCUAAGUUUGAUUGCUAACUUUGCUCUUUUCUUUUGGUUCUGGUUUUGACAGAGAAUGUUUGAGGUGGACCAAAUGUUAGGAAGCCAGAGUACAUAACAUUCCUAUCAGGCUAGGGGGAAAAUAAAUAAGAAUGAACAGCAUUGCCUUGAGAUCUCAAAUGAUUUUUCUUAGACAUUCAUUUAAACAAACAAACUAAAUAAGGCUCUUCAUCUCUGGCUGCUAAAUGUACAAGUAGACUUUUCU
Messenger RNA from Nothoprocta perdicaria, 713 nucleotides. It is a transcript of the gene CALCA, whose product is annotated as calcitonin related polypeptide alpha. Gene Ontology annotation, cellular component: extracellular region. NCBI's taxonomy places the organism in Eukaryota, Metazoa, Chordata, Aves, Tinamiformes, Tinamidae. The record is from RefSeq and is a predicted model, not a curated record. Bases 6 to 422 code for a protein of 138 amino acids. Gene Ontology annotation, molecular function: hormone activity; calcitonin receptor binding. The transcript is spliced from 3 exons.